CGUCGCUGGUAUAUAUGCGUCACUCCCACUCCCACCUUCUCGCCAGUGGAAUUCUCAUCUCUGCUUCUGCACCUUCUGGGCAGACGAGAACAUAAAACACAAGCAAAAGCUGGCAGGCUGACGGGAACUUGCAACUUUACAGGACGGAUUAUCUGGUAACUGACCAUUCAGCUGUGGCACACUCGGACUCUGUGUUUAGCGUGGGAUUUUGACCAUGAGCUCAGUCGCAGUACUUACGCAGGAGAGCUUCAAUGAGCACCGCAUCGGGCUCCUGCAGGAGCAAGGUGGUGGACCUGGUGCGGGAGAGGAGGAGGAGGCCCUUCCCACCUACAAGGACGCCUUCCCACCUCUACCUGAGAAGGCGGCCACGACCGAGGGCACCCAGGAGACCACCAGCGCCUGGGCUUCCAAACUCCGCCCUCUGAAGUCGUCUGUCAUCACCCAGGUUUUCCAUGUUCCUCUGGAAGAGCGCAAGUACAAGGACAUCAACCAGUUUGGGGAAGGAGAUCAAGGAAAGGUUUGUGUGGACAUCAUGCACAAGACCGGAGCCCACCUAGAGCUCUCCUUGGCAAAAGACCAGGGCCUCUCCAUCAUGGUGUCCGGAAAGCUGGAUGCCGUGAUGAAGGCUCGCAAGGAGAUCGUGUCCCGACUGCAGACUCAGGCCUCAGCCACUGUGGGCAUCCCCAAGGAGCACCAUCGUUUUGUCAUUGGCAAAAAUGGGGAGAAGCUACAGGAGCUUGAGCUUAAGACUGCCACCAAAAUCCAGAUCCCCCGGCCCGAUGACCCCAGCAACCAGAUCAAGAUCUCCGGAACCAAGGAGGGCUUGGAGAAGGCAAAGCACGAGAUCCUGUUGAUCUCAGCCGAGCAGGACAAGCGAGCUGUGGAGAGAGUGAACAUCGACAAGGUCUACCACCCCUUCAUCACCGGCGCCUACAACAAAGUGGUGGCGGAGAUGAUGCAGGAAACCGGCGCUCGCAUCAACGUCCCCCCUCCAAGCGUGAACAAGACCGAGAUCGUGAUCACCGGGGAGAAGGAGCAGGUGGCCCUUGCUGUGGCUUUGAUCAAGAAGAUCUCUGAAGACAAGAAGAAGAACACCACCAUCAUUGCCGUGGAGGUGAAGAAGUCUCAGCACAAGUACGUGAUUGGCCCCAAGGGAAACACCCUGCAGGAGAUUCUGGAUAGAACUGGCGUCUCGGUUGAGAUCCCACCAUCCGACAGCAACUCAGAAACUGUCAUCCUUCGUGGGGAGUCCGACCGCCUCGGUCAGGCCCUCACUGAAGUCUAUGCCAAGGCAAACAGCUACACUGCUUCCUCGGUAACAGCUCCUUCUUGGCUCCAUCGCUUCAUCAUCGGCAAGAAGGGGCAGAACUUGGCCAAAAUCACCCAAAUAAUGCCCAAGGUGCACAUUGAGUUCACCGAGGGCGAAGAUAAGAUCGCCCUGGAGGGUCCAACCAAAGAUGUGCAGAUGGUGCAAAGCCAGAUUGAAGUCAUUGUGUCAGAUUUAGUGAGUCGCAUGGACUACACUGAGAUCAGCGUGGAUCCAAAAUUCCACAGACAUCUGAUUGGAAAGGCAGGCGUCAACAUCAACCGCAUCAAGGAGCUGCACAAGGUGACUGUCCGCAUCCCCCCCGACCACGAGAAGAGCAACCUGAUCCGCAUCGAGGGGGACCCCCAGGGUGUGCAAGAAGCCAAGAAGGAGCUGCUGGAGCUUGCGUCGCGCAUGGAGAACGAGCGUACAAAGGACCUGAUCAUCGAACAGCGUUUACAUAGAGCCAUCAUCGGCCAAAAAGGGGAGAACAUUAAAGAAGUGCGGGACAAAUUCCCAGAGGUCAUCAUCAACUUCCCCGACCCCGCCCAGAAGAGUGACAUCGUUCAGCUGAGGGGCCCGCGAACCGAGGUGGAAAAGUGUUCCAAGUUCAUGCAGAAGAUGGUGGCUGAGAUGAUGGAGAACAGCUUCUCCCUCUCCGUCCCCAUCUUCAAGCAGUUCCACAGGAACAUCAUCGGGAAAGGCGGCUCCAACAUCAAGAAGAUUCGCGAGGAAACCAACACUAAGAUCGACCUGCCUGCCGAGAACAGCAACUCUGAGAUGAUCAUCAUCACGGGCAAGAAGGCCAACUGUGAGGCUGCGAGAGUGCGAAUUCUGGCCAUUCAGAAAGAACUGGCAAACAUCACAGAGAUGGAAGUGUCCAUUCCUUCCAAGCUGCACAACUCCUUGAUCGGCUCCAAGGGCCGCUUUGUGCGCUCCAUCAUGGAGGAGUGUGGCGGGGUGCACAUCCAUUUCCCCAGCGAAGGCUCCGGUAUCGACAAGGUCACCAUCAGAGGCCCCGUGGAGGAGGUGGAGAAGGCCAAGCAGCAGCUGCUGGCCCUGGCAGAGGAGAAGCAAACGAAGAGCCACUCGGCCGAGCUGCGUGCCAAGCCAGAGUACCACAAGUUCCUCAUCGGCAAAGGCGGCGGCAACAUCCGCAAGGUGCGUGACAGCACCGGGGCCAGGAUCAUCUUCCCCACCGCCGACGACAAAGACCAGGAGCUCAUCACCGUCAUCGGCACGGAGGAGGCCGUGCGUGACGCUCAGAAGGAGCUGGAGGAGCUGAUCAAGGGCUUGGACAACGUCAUCGAGGACUCGAUGAACGUGGACCCUAAGCACCAUCGCUACUUUGUGGCUCGCCGAGGCCAAGUCCUGCGGGACCUGGCGGACGAGUACGGAGGUGUGAUGGUGAGCUUCCCUCGCACGGGCACUCAGAGCGACAAGGUCACACUCAAAGGAGCCAAAGAGUGCGUGGAGGCGGCCAAGAAGCGCAUGCUGGAGAUAGUUGAGGACUUGGAUGCUCAAGUCACCAUGGAGUGUACCAUUCCUCAGAGGUUCCAUCGCUCCAUCAUGGGGCCCAAGGGCUCCCGAAUUCAGCAGAUCACCCGAGACCACAAUGUACAUAUUAAGUUCCCAGACCGGGAGGACCCUCAAGCCGCAGACGCCAUCCAGGAGAACGGCGAGGCCAACGGUCAAGUGAAGGAGGCUGUGGAUCCCAACGCGCCUAAAAAGUGUGACCUGAUUGUGAUUUCUGGCCGCCAGGAGCGCUGCGAGGCCGCUGUAGAAGCGCUGAAGGCUUUGGUUCCCGUCACUAUUGAGGUGUCAGUGCCUUUUGAGCUUCAUCGCUACAUCAUCGGACAAAAAGGAAGUGGAAUUCGCAAGAUGAUGGAUGAAUUCGAGGUAAAUAUUCAAGUGCCUGCUCCUGAGCAGCAGUCUGAUAAAAUCGCCGUCACCGGCCUGGCCAACCACCUGGACCGUGCCAGAGAAGGACUGCUGGAGCGCGUCAAAGAGCUGCAGGUGGAGCAGGAGGAAAGGGCACUCAAGAGCUUUAAACUGACCAUCACUGUGGACCCCAAAUAUCACCCCAAAAUCAUCGGCCGCAAAGGUGCCAUCAUCACAAACAUCCGCACCGAGCACGAUGUGAACAUCCUGUUGCCGGAGAAGAACGACGACAACCAGGGUCAGAUUACCAUUACAGGGUAUGAGCACAAAGCCAUAGCUGCUCGUGACGCCAUCCAGGCCAUCGUGGACGAGCUGGAGGAGAUGAUCUCCGAGGACAUCACUCUGAACAGCAGAGUCCACGCCCGUAUCAUCGGCGCCAAGGGCAAGGGCAUCCGCAGGAUCAUGGAUGACUUUAAGGUGGAUCUCAGGUUUCCUCAGACUGGAGCUGCGGACCCCGACCUGGUGACGGUGACCGGGCGUCCCGAGCGAGUGGACGAAGCCAUCGACCACCUCCUCAACCUGGAGGAAGAAUACAUGGCGGACAUCGUGGAGAACGAGGGCAAAGCCUACAUGAGGUCAUCCGGGGGCGGAGCUUCGUCCAUGGAUGAACAUCGCGGACCGUCCAAGGGCUUUGUGGUGAGGGAGGCGCCCUGGACCACGGGCACCGAGAAGGCCCCGGACAUGAGCAGUUCUGAGGACUUCCCCAGCUUCGGGGCCCCGGUGGCAGCCAAGGCCUCUCCUUGGGGGCCCAAGCGGUUUUAAAAGCGGUCCACUUCAUCCUCAACUCGACACAAUCCUCCCCCGUCCUGGUCCUGCCCCCCCCCCCCCCGACUCCCUCAGGACUGACCGCUGACCCCAAAAGUCUUCAGUUGUCCCAGCCUCACUCUCAACUUGAAAAUGCCUUUUUUUUUUUGUUUUCUCUUCAGCGUCAUCCUCAAGUAAGUGUCGGCGUUCACACAAAAAGGUGAAAAGAAGGAGCGUUGAAAUGUUUGUGGAGCUACUUUAGGCAAGCGGCUCUACUGGUUUAGUGCUAAAUGGUGCGGUCUGCUCACCUCGUCGCCUUAAUCGUUUGCUAGGAGGCUCCGUCACACAAGAAAACACUAGUCCUAAAACCUCACACUAAUGUUUUUUACACGCUACACAAGAAAAUGUUUGCACGUGCCAACUGGUCUUGUGAAGCCUUCAUCCUCUUUCGGGUCAGUGUCCAGUCCCUUCGUCUUCCAGUUGCUAGGCGGAUUAUCUCUAACUAGCCACGCCCCCCACCCCUUUUUUUUUUUUUUUGGUUAAUAUCAGCCUUACGACUAGCAGGAUGUGACGCGGUGGCGCCGUGGAAACGGACAACCGAAUGUUGUCUUUUCUCAAAGUAGUGCAAAAUCAACUGGAGUGCUGCGCGUAUGCCCCGCCCCCUUUUGUUUUGGUUUAGUUUUUUUUACAUCCUCCUAGCUUUCAUCCAAGAUAUGCAAAUGAAGUGAACGGUUAUCAAGGAUGACACUGGAAAAGAAAUCGUCCAAAAAUGUCAAUAAAAAUGGAAAAUCUUUGUGUACUAA
This is a messenger RNA of Nerophis lumbriciformis (worm pipefish), 4794 nucleotides long. RefSeq names its product high density lipoprotein binding protein a (gene hdlbpa). Lineage: Eukaryota; Metazoa; Chordata; Actinopteri; Syngnathiformes; Syngnathidae. Gene Ontology annotation, molecular function: mRNA binding. The record is from RefSeq and is a predicted model, not a curated record.